Peromyscus leucopus (white-footed mouse) is the source of this 7894-nucleotide messenger RNA. RefSeq names its product phosphatidylinositol glycan anchor biosynthesis class N (gene Pign). Lineage: Eukaryota; Metazoa; Chordata; Mammalia; Rodentia; Cricetidae. Gene Ontology annotation, molecular function: mannose-ethanolamine phosphotransferase activity. The record is from RefSeq and is a predicted model, not a curated record. Gene Ontology annotation, cellular component: endoplasmic reticulum membrane. Gene Ontology annotation, biological process: GPI anchor biosynthetic process. The coding region runs from base 149 to 2944 and encodes 931 amino acids. The transcript has 29 exons.
GACACUCUCCAUCCUUGUGAUAUUUGAUUCUUCAGACCAGGAAGAAUAAGAUGUGUCUGUAAUUCUCAUCUUGCAUAUUUUUCAGCUCAAGGUCAUUAUAUGUACCUAAUACUGCUUUAAUUUCUCUUGCAGAUAGCUCAUUCUGGAUAUGCUGCUGUUUUUUGCUUUGGGAUUGAUCGUACAUUUUGUGUUCUUCGCCUCGAUCUUUGACAUUUAUUUUACAUCUCCUUUGGUUCAUGGAAUGACUCCUCAGUUUACAGUGUUACCUCCUCCAGCAAAAAGAUUAGUAUUAUUUGUUGCUGAUGGCCUGAGAUCAGAUGCUCUUUAUGAAUUAGAUGAAGAUGGAAAUUCUAGAGCACCUUUUAUUAGGAAUGUUAUAAUGCAUGAAGGCAGCUGGGGAAUAUCUCACACACGUGUGCCAACAGAGUCUCGGCCUGGCCAUGUAGCCCUCAUAGCUGGGUUUUAUGAGGAUGUCAGUGCAGUUGCCAAAGGAUGGAAAGAAAAUCCUGUAGAAUUUGACUCUCUUUUUAAUGAGAGCAAGUACACAUGGAGCUGGGGGAGUCCAGAUAUCUUGCCUAUGUUUGCCAAAGGUGCUAGUGGUGACCAUGUUUAUACAUAUAGUUAUGAUGCUCAAAGAGAGGAUUUUGGUGCCCAAGAUGCCACAAAACUGGAUACCUGGGUUUUUGAUAAAGUUAAGGACUUCUUUGAUGUUGCGAGGAGCAACCAGUCUUUGUUCUCAAAAGUAAAUGAAGAAAAAGUAGUUUUUUUCUUACAUUUAUUAGGAAUAGAUACAAAUGGACAUGCUCACCGACCAUCAUCAAGGGAAUAUAAGGACAAUAUUAAGAAAGUUGAUGACGGAGUGAAGGAAAUUGUGUCACUAUUCAAGCGUUUUUAUGGUGAUGAUGGGAAAACAGCUUUUAUCUUUACCUCUGAUCAUGGAAUGACAGACUGGGGUUCCCAUGGGGCUGGUCAUCCUUCAGAGACUUUAACUCCUUUAGUCACUUGGGGAGCUGGAAUCAAAGCUCCUCAGAAAGUAUCCGCUCAGCAAUUUGAUGACGAGUUUUUAAAAGAAUGGAGACUGGAAAACUGGAAGAGGCGAGAUGUCAAUCAGGCUGACAUCGCACCACUGAUGGCGUCCCUUAUUGGAGUUCCCUUUCCUCUUAAUUCAGUGGGAAUACUUCCUGUGGAUUAUCUUAACAACACUGGUCUCUUCAAAGCAGAGAGCAUGCUUACCAAUGCAGUACAGAUUCUUGAACAGUUCAAGGUGAAGAUGACUCAGAAAAAAGCAGCUACUCUACCAUUUUUGUUUACACCAUUUAAGUUGCUCUCUGAUUCUCAACAGCUGGAUACUUUAAGGAAAGCAAGGUCUUACAUAAAAGAAGAAAAGUUUGAUGAAGCAGUCUCCCUCUGUGAGGAGCUGAUUGAUCUCGCAUUGAAAGGACUGUCUUAUUAUCACACUUACGACAGAUUCUUUUUGGGCAUCAGUGUUGCAGUUGGUUUUGUGGGAUGGACGUCUUAUGCUUCUUUGUUAAUCCUCAAGUCUCAUUCUGAUCUCACAAGAAGUGCUAGGAAGGAAGUUAAGAAACCACACCAUCUCUUGUCAUAUGGCUUUGUAGCUAUUGGUGUCUUAGUGGCGUGCUUCCUGAUGAUCCAAGCCUGUCCCUGGACUUACUAUGUGUAUUGCUUGCUGCCAGUGCCAAUAUGGUAUGCAGUUCUAAGAGAAUAUCAAGUUAUUCAAGACCUGGUUUCAUCACUGUUGACUUUUCCUCUGAGCCAUUUUGUUACCUACUUGCUUGUGUUCGUCUUGGGAAUUGAAGUACUGGUGUUGAGUUUCUUCUACCGCUACAUGCUGACAGCAGGUCUGAUUGUGUUUGCCGCUUGGCCGUUUCUCACCCAGCUGUGGACCCGAGCAAAGAUCACCUGCCUGAGUUGGGCCCUCUUCUCUUUGCUUCUGGCAGUGUUUCCACUGAUGCCUGUUGUGGGUAGAAAGCCAGACCUCUCUCUAGUAAUUGGUGCAGGCUUGCUGGUUCUUCUGCUGUCCCUGGCUAUUGUAAUAACUCUCACGAAAAGAAAAAUUACUUUGGUAAAGGAAGAGCUGUUGGUACUUCUGUUACAGAUGGUGAGUACAGUGCUCUCUGUGUAUGUUGUGUACAGCACACACCACAGUCUGUUAAAGAAAGAAGGCCUGCCUUUUAUUAAUCAGAUUGUGAGCUGGGCAACAUUAGCCUCUUCCUUGGGUGUGCCGCUCCUGAGUCCCACGACUCUCCUUCCACGACUGUCCAGCAUACUUCUUUCCUUGAUGUCAACCUACUUGCUUCUAAGCACAGGGUAUGAAGCUCUCUUUCCAUUAGUGUUGUCCUGCUUGAUGUUUGUCUGGAUACACAUAGAACAAGAGACCCUGCAGCAGCCUGGUGUUUCCUGUAAACAGAAGCUCAGCAGCAUUCAGUUCACGUAUAACACUGAUAUAACUCAGUUUCGACUGCUCAAUCUGGAUGACAUCCGUAGGGCCUUUUUCCUUGUUUUCUUUUUAGUGACUGCAUUUUUUGGAACUGGAAAUAUAGCUUCUAUUAACAGCUUUGACCUUGCCUCUGUGUAUUGCUUUCUGACUGUGUUUAGUCCUUUCAUGAUGGGAGCUCUCAUGAUGUGGAAGAUUUUAAUUCCUUUUGUUCUUGUGAUGUGUGCUUUUGAAGCAGUUCAGAUAACUACACAACUGUCAUCAAAAGGGCUUUUCCUCAUUGUUCUUGUCAUAUCAGACAUCAUGGCUUUGCAUUUUUUCUUCUUGAUCAAGGAUUCUGGGAGCUGGCUUGAUAUUGGAACCAGCAUCAGCCACUAUGUGAUUGUCAUGUCCAUGACCAUCUUUCUGGUAUUUCUUAAUGGCCUGGUACAACUGCUCACAACAAAGAAACUCCAGCUGUGUGGCAAACCCAAAAGGCAUCUCCUGUGAUGUUGGUAAAGCUAUCAGUGAGCGUCUGCAUCCUGAUUCUCCUGAAAGAAAAAUCCCUCCAGCGAUUCAAGAAAAUGGAUGUUGGAUCAGAGAGAGGGCCUGGCGCGUAGAGUGCGUGCUGCACACGGUGACGACUUGAACCUGAUCCCUGGGAGCCUGUCCACGGUGGAAGGAGAACAGACCCCCCACAGACCCCCGGGAGUCAUCCUUUGGCCUCCAUGUGCUCGCGCACACACACACACCACACACACACACACACACACACACACACAUGACAGCACCGCAUUUACAAAAGAAGAUGGAUGCUAAUACCUAUUCUCCUUUAGAGAAUGUUUCAUCUGGAAUUCUGGAUUUACAGGUGGUCUGACAUAAUGGAGCUUCCGUUUUCUUUCAGUUAAUGCAUAGAAUAACAGGUUUCUUUAUGACAUUUCCAAGGAGCUUCUUUUCUCUUUAGGUUUUGCAGGCUUGAAAUAAUGAUUGUGUCUUAGAACAGAGGGAAGCAUCCUUCAUUUUCAUUUGAUCUGGCAGCUUUUUUCCAGUAAUGUUUGAGAGCACCUGCCACCCUUUGAUUCCACAGUGCAGCUUCAAGGACACCCAAAGGAGCUCGUGCCCUGUAGGGACGGUACUGACACUGUGGAGUCACGGAAUGGAAACCACCAGUUCCAACAUAAACAUCUGUCAGCCCCAGCACUGCGACUGCGUUUGUAGUAGCCGCAGUUUCUUGAGCCUGUGAUGAGUAAGACAGGUGAGGCCGCAGUCUGAGAUUUACCGAACCUCAGUGGAAAGCUUUCUGCCCAGCCUUGCCAUUCCUGUGCCCUCAGUAUUUUGGCUUGUGCCUCUCUGCUGCUUCCAGGGUUCUCAUAGCCAGGCAGCUAGAAGAUGCUUCCACCUUUGCCUUUUGUCCAUUUCUGGGCCAUCUUUGAAUUUCUGGGGACUCUGACUUUCUUGGUGGUUGUUUCACUAUCAUUCCCCAAAUCAAAGGCUAUAGUUUCUUGACAGUAUCAUAAAGAUUCAAAUUAAAAUUGCUACUCUUUUGGUCUUGAUAUUUUAACUAGACCAAAGGUUUGCAGCGAUCUCACUAGAUUUAACUUUCCCUUUGUAUAUUCCAAUGAAUGAGGUGAGAAUAGUUUUUAUUUGUUGGCCAUACAGUGACCUAUAUAGUGUAGAGUUGCUUAUAGAAUGCUGUUAAGUGCUUGGCUCAGAUUUUGCUGGUAUGUAUCCCAUUUUAAAAAACAAUUGCUUUUGAUUUAAGUUAUGUUAUUACUAGUCUGCAUUAAUGACCAGAAAGCUCAUUAUAAAUUACUAAGUUUUUCAAAUUGGCAGGUGAGCAAACACAAUCUAGAAGAGUAAGCUCAGCUGAGCAAAAAAUACUUUAAUUUCUACUUAUGAUAUUCAUAAUUUAUUUUUGAUAAUGCCUCCUGAUAUGGCAAUGAACACAUUGGACUGUAUUGAGAGAAAAGUGCUGGUCCUAAUCCAGGCCUCAGCAUCACUGUGGAACAGUCUUGGUGAUGGCUAAGGAGCUGCUGCAGCAGUGCCAACCCUGGCAGAGCAAGACCUGCCUUCCUAGACCCUCAGGUAACUUCCAUCCACUAUGUAAACACUUACACAAACCUUCUUCUACCGAGGAAUUAAUACAUUUUGUGUGUGUGCACACAUGCAUGCACAUGUUGAUCCCCAAAGCUGUAGUUACAGGUUGUAAGAUGCCUGACUUGGGUGCUGAGAACUGAACUCAGGUCCUUUGCAUGAAUAGUAUUUUUUUAAGUACUGAGAUAAUCUCUUCCAACUCCAGAGUUAAUAUUUUUAUAGCGGUAUUGUAAAAGGUGCUUCCUGUCUUAUGUUUCUUUUACAUUUUAUUCUCUAAAGUAAUACUUUCCUCUGGGUUGGUAAGUUUAUAGAAGGCAAUGCUUCUGCAGCUACAGGUGUUUCUGCUGCAUUGUUGAAAUUAGGAAAAGCUUUAAGAAAGUGUGCAUAAACUGGGCAUGGUGGCAGAUAUCUAAUUCUAGCACUAGGAGAUAUAGGGAGGAGAUCAUGAGUUCAAGGCCAUAGAAAGUCAGACACCAGCCUGAGCUGUAAAACCCUGUGUUGAAAAGAAUUAAAGUUGGCAUCUCAAGUUGAAAAAAAAUUAAAAUAUUGAAUGAUAAGAAAAACAUACUAUAUUACAUGAAUCAUGAAUAAAUCUUGGAUACUAACUAAUGGUCAUAAUUUACCAAUAAAAUCUUUGUAUUAUUUUACUGUUUAUUAUAUAAAGUCUUAGAACACAAAAUGCUUUCUUACAUUUUAGAAAAAUUAUAGUACAAAAUGGGUGUGGUGACAUAGGCCUCUCUGUAAUCCCAGUGUUUAGGAAGCUGAGGAGGAAGAUCACAUGUUCAAGGUCAGCUUAGGCCACAGAGCAAGCCCAGGGCAGCAUGCAUUAUGUGAGACCCUGUGUUAGGAAACAAUGAAGUAGUGGUAGGGGACGUUUUAGUAUGAAUGGCUGUCAGUGAAGAAUGAUGUAACCCAAUUAUCAGUGACAGUGUGGCUUCUCAUGAAAACCUCACUCAAGACUUCAGGCUACUCACACAUCAGGUCUCCUCUCUGCUACCAUCUGCACUUUUACAUACUGUCAGCAGUAAAGCGUUCCUUGGUUCCUCCUUUUGAAGCUAGUUUCUGAUACUGCUAGUUUAGGGGGUAGUGGAGGGUUGCACAUUCCUGCCUCUAGAGACAGGCAGCAGCUGUGUCCCCUCCUCGUGGGAGCCAUGUGAGUUCCAUAUACCCUUCGAUGCCAUCUCAUCAGGAGGCUGGAGAGAAGGAACCAACUCAGUAAUGGGGAGACCACAUCCCACUAGUGUUUAGGGGCCCUUUAAGAGACCAGGGGUAGCCUGGUUGACAGUGCUCCUUUCCUCAAUAGUUUUUUUAUGCCAGCAGUGUGCUUGUCCUCUCUAAAUGCUUCGAAGUCAUUAUGCUUAUUGUACUGCAUUCUUUCAGUACACUAGUAAUGUCUUUGUAGUACUUCCCAUUUCUGCACUGGUGUAGUUUAUAAAGAUAGAUUUCUGAAUGUAAUUAUAUAAAGAAACAAAAAUAUUUUCUCAAGUACACUAAAAUGGAUUAGGCUAUUGAUGGACUCACCAUUGUAAGUAUAGCAUUUAUGUGCACAAACAGCAUUUUGAAGAUAGUUUCAAAGCAUCAGUUGUCGGUGAAUAAAUAUGUGAUCAUAAAAGGGUUCCCUGAUGAAGUGUUAGGGAAACAUCUAGGUUAGGAAGGUUUAAAGGUGCAUUUAUUCUGGUACUGUAGGAUGCCCCUGCCUACAACUUCCGCAUGCUUGCUGCAGACUUCCCCCUCCAGAUGGGUAAGCAUAUUUUAUAAAUAUCUCCAUGUAGUUUUCACAAAAGGAUGUUGUACACUUAAUGAAAUUUUUUUCCUGGCAACUGGCAAGGCAUAUUUAUUAUAAUUGUUAAACUGGGAAAACUAACGAACAUACUAGGAAUUUUGCCUGCAUAUCACUGUAUUGUCUGUCCCUGUUGGAAUUUCUUCUGUUUUGUUUUGCAUCCUCAACCUGAAAAACAUAGUCACAAUUCUCAGCUUGUUUUCUUGUGGUCCAACACUUUCAAAACCACUACUAUUUAAAACUUUUAAUGAUACUUUGAUCAAAAAUUGUGAAAACAAGAUCAAGGGCAGCCUGUAUCCGAGCAUGGGUGGGAGAAGGGAUCAUGCGGUCCCACCCUCUUCUGAGGAGCUAUUGACAAAUUGUGGCUGCUGGGAGAGGGACAGUCUGUUUUCAGUGAUCCGGGCCCUGAGAGACUGCUUGUGUUCCUGUAGAUGGUCCUACACCCAUGGACACACAGGCAACACUAAUGGAUGUGGUGAAUAUUUUUUACAUCAUGAAGAUGGGAGAGAAUAGUUGAUCAAAAUGUGUUAUAUGCAUAUGAAUAAUAAAAUAUUUUAAAAGAACAAAAAUAAUGAAAAUAUCAGUUAUCAUGAUUUCUUAUAAUGCUUAAAAUUUUCAUGAUUACUCUUAGAUGAACAGAUAAUUUCUUUUUAUAUAGUGAUUUAAUUUGGUUGGCUUGCAUCAUAUACCAGCAAGUAGCAAUGAUUCCAUGUUUCUUUGGACACCUGGUCUGAUUAUAUAGCCAAAACUGGCCUCAGAGUUGUGAUCCUUCUGCCUUAGUUCUGAGUGCCAACAUUACAGAUAUGUGCCACCAUGCCCUUUAAGUUGGGUUUAGUCUAAUAUAUUCAGUGGACUUGGAUAAUGUGAUUGACAAGGAUAGUUGUCAGCCCUUACAGAUACUUUUAUCUUCAAUGUGAUGAUAUUCCUAGGAAAGCUAAGAAUAUGUGAUCAGUGUUUUAAUAGGCCUUGUGCUUGCUGAAGAGAAGUAAUACCUAUAAAGUUUGAAGCCAGAAAAGUAAAAUUCAUUUUCUUGAUGUGUCUUAGUUUAUUUUUGUCCUUUCCUGGAAAUUAUUGUAAUUAGUGUAACUUAUAUAACAGACAUUUCUUGUACCACUUCAGUAAGGGGAUUGAGGUGAGCAUCAACAGUGAAAGCUGUAUUGACAAUAUACACACUUGGUAUGCCAUGAAGAGAGUGGUGCCUUCCUCUUGGCAGUUCAUAAACCCUGUUUAUUCAUGAGGAAAAAUGGACAUGUCUCAAUUCAGUAAGAGUUAUAAAAUAUUCUACAAAAACCUGAUGAGUAGUCUUCAAAACUGUCAAGGUCAUCAAAAGCGAGAAAAGCCUAAGAAGCUGCCAGCAGCAGAAGAGUCUAAGGAGACAUAACUAUUAAAUGUUCUCCUGGGUAGGAUGCUGAAGUGCAAAGGGCUAAGGAAGUCUAAUACAGUGUGGACUUCAGGACUUCUUUAACUGUGAAACCGUACCUACUGAUGACGUGUUAGAGUAGAAACUGGGUGAGAGACUGUGAGAACUCGACCAUUCUUGCAAAUUUUCUAGGAAACUGAAAAUAAAAAUAUUACUUGAUUUUAAA